This is a messenger RNA of Kockovaella imperatae, 1606 nucleotides long. RefSeq names its product platelet-activating factor acetylhydrolase, isoform II-domain-containing protein. The coding region runs from base 266 to 1573 and encodes 435 amino acids. Gene Ontology annotation, molecular function: 1-alkyl-2-acetylglycerophosphocholine esterase activity. NCBI's taxonomy places the organism in Eukaryota, Fungi, Basidiomycota, Tremellomycetes, Tremellales, Cuniculitremaceae. The record is from RefSeq and is a predicted model, not a curated record. The transcript is spliced from 5 exons.
AAGAGUCACGUACUGGAUAUGCGAAUUCAUGAUCCAUCACCAAUCCCAGCUGCCUUCCGACUAGGUCCCUGGUCUUUGCAAAGAGCGACCCAUCGCCCAUCACCUCUCGGAGCUUUGACUCUAGUCCGAAGAUGUUUUGGUAGGCGAAGUUGACUCCCAGUUGGUCAUCACCUGCGUCACCUCAGGAGCCAAAUUCAUCGUCAUCCGACAAUAAAUCGGGAUCACCAUCGAGCCAGUGUGAUCACGUCCGAAUCGCUCAACUCGCAUGCUCGGGACGUCUAUCACUGUCAUAGUCAUUGUCAUAGCGACCAUGUCGAUGCUUCGAUCUCCAUUAUUCACCGGGAAUCUGCCACAGGCUACCCCUGGACCACAUAAGAAGAUUGGAUAUGCCUAUGUUAGGGGUCCACCCACAAAGGCAUACUCCAUUUUCUGGCCAAAGCUCGCUUCGACUGAGCGCCCUGUCCUGAGUAUGGAUCAGAUUGGAUACUCUCUUUUCUAUCCCUACGGCGAAUCCGCAAAGAAGACCCACGGAGUCCAUUGGUUUCCAGAGCCGGUGAACGAGAUGGUAUUUGGGUACGAAAAGUUUCUAGGAAAGAAAGUCAAAGCCCUCCGAUUCAUCGUUGGUCGCUUAAAAUUCCCGGCCUAUCACAAUACCCCGCUCAAGACCAACUCUUCGAAAUACCCCCUCGCAGUAUUCUCACACGGGUUGGCCGGAACGAGACAUACCUAUACCCAAUAUGUGACAAGUUUGGCAUCGGAAGGAUAUAUAGUGCUGGUUGUAGAACAUCGAGAUGGGUCCGGACCUGCCGUGACGUUGCCUGAUGACGAGAUCCUGCAUUAUGUCAAACAAGACGAUCUGGUUUGGGACGAGAGCAAUCACGGGACGCUAGAGAAAUUCAGGACCUCCCAGCUGGAUUUCAGGAUUCGAGAGAUAUAUGAAUGCCUUCAUUCAUUCCGUCAGCUCGUCGAUGGCAACAGCGACAAGAAGGAUAUACUGGGCCUAGACGAAAGUGCGCGAGGAGAGUGGAUAGAAUCAUUCAGAGAUAGGAUAGAAACAGACCAACUUUAUCUCACGGGACAUUCUUUCGGAGGCGGGACCAUUCUCUAUACCCUUCAGACACCACCACCGGAAGGUCAUGCGUCUCUGCCCGUCAAGAAGGCCAUCAUGCUCGAUCCGUGGCUAGAACCUUUACCGAUUCCAUCACCUUCCGGUCACGCUCCUCCCCAUACACCCCCAACAUUGGUGAUCAAUUCACCAGGAUUUACCAUCUGGAAGGGCCAUUUUCCCAGACUUGUGAACAUUGUGAAAGGGAUGGGAGGAAACCUCGUCACACUGAUGAACAGCAAUCACCAAAGCUUUUCGGAUUUUCCUCUCCUCGCCCCAACUUCACCGUCGAAAGCCCUGCAGUUGUUAUCGACAGUCCACGAGCUCUCAGCGUCAUUCUUGAGUGGCAAGCUAGACCAGUGCCCCUUGGUACAGGCGCAGCCCGAUGAAGGCGACUUCGAACGUGGCGAAGACGGCAAGAUGAAGGCUGACGACCCCGUCGUUGUCCACCUUAAAGGGGACAUGUGAAGGCGAGUCGGAUCUCGAAGAUUGAUCACCGCC